Messenger RNA from Carlito syrichta (Philippine tarsier), 3444 nucleotides. RefSeq names its product protein tyrosine phosphatase type IVA, member 2 (gene PTP4A2). Gene Ontology annotation, biological process: protein dephosphorylation; positive regulation of cell migration. NCBI's taxonomy places the organism in Eukaryota, Metazoa, Chordata, Mammalia, Primates, Tarsiidae. Bases 601 to 1104 code for a protein of 167 amino acids. The transcript has 5 exons. Gene Ontology annotation, cellular component: nucleus. Gene Ontology annotation, molecular function: protein tyrosine phosphatase activity. The record is from RefSeq and is a predicted model, not a curated record.
CUCUCCCAGGUUUUUCGUUGGAAUAUACGUUGCACAUUUAUGGCGAUUCUGAGCGUGAGGGCAGACUUCUGCCAGGCUCAGCACAGCAUUUUCGCUGACAAGUGAGCUUGGAGGUUCUAUGUGCCAUAAUUAACAUUGCCUUGAAGACUCUGGACACCGAGACUGGCCUCAGAAAUAGUUGGCUUUUUUUUUUUUUAAACUGCAAGCAUAUUUCUUUUAAUGACUCCAGUAAAAUUAAGCAUCAAGUAAACAAAAGUGGAAAGUGACCCACACUUUUAACUUGUCUCACUAGUGCCUAAAUGUAGUAAAGGCUGCUUAAGUUUUAUAUGUAGUUGGAUUUUUUGGAGUCCGAAGGUAUCCAUCUGCAGAAAUUGAGGCCCAAGUUGAAUUGGGAUUCGAGUGGAUUCUAAAUAUUUCUGCUUGUCUUGAAGAGAGAAGCUUCAUAAGGAAUAAACAAGUUGAAUAGAGAAAACACUGAUUGAUAAUAGGCAUUUUAGUGGUCUUUUAAAUGUUUUCUGCUGUGAAACAUUUCAAGAUUUAUUGAUUUUUUUUUUUCCACUUUUCCCAUCACACGCACGCUCACACUUUUUAUUUGCCAUAAUGAACCGUCCAGCCCCUGUGGAGAUCUCCUAUGAGAACAUGCGUUUUCUGAUAACUCAUAACCCUACCAAUGCUACUCUCAACAAGUUCACAGAGGAACUUAAGAAGUAUGGAGUGACAACUUUGGUUCGAGUUUGUGAUGCUACAUAUGAUAAAGCUCCAGUUGAAAAAGAAGGAAUCCACGUUCUAGAUUGGCCAUUUGAUGAUGGAGCUCCACCCCCUAAUCAGAUAGUAGAUGAUUGGCUAAACCUGUUAAAAACCAAAUUUCGUGAAGAGCCAGGUUGCUGUGUUGCAGUGCAUUGUGUGGCAGGACUGGGAAGGGCGCCUGUGCUGGUUGCACUUGCUUUGAUUGAAUGUGGAAUGAAGUAUGAAGAUGCAGUUCAGUUUAUAAGACAAAAAAGAAGAGGAGCAUUUAAUUCCAAACAGCUGCUUUACUUGGAGAAAUACCGACCUAAGAUGCGAUUACGCUUCAGAGAUACCAAUGGGCAUUGCUGUGUUCAGUAAAAAGAAAUGUAAACGAAGGCUGACUUGAUUGUGGCAUUUAGAGGAAACUCUUGGUACCUGGAAAUGUGAAUCUGGAAUCUUACCUGUGUCAUCAAAGUAGUGAUGGAUUUAGUAGUCCUCAACCACUCUCCUAAUGAUUGGGGAAAAAAAAGAAAUCCCUCUAUAAAAUGAAUAAAAUGUUUAAGAAAAGAAAAAGAGAGAAAAAAAGGGAUUAAUUAAGUGAAGGAUGAUUUUGCUCCUGGUUUUGGAGUGAGUUUCUGCCAGGAUUGGAUUAUUUCAAAAUCUUUUGUCUUUUUAAACUUUUUCAAGAGAUCUCUAAGGAAAACCAGCAGAACAUUAGCCUGUGCAGAACCAUCUCUUUGGGGAGCACACUCUUCCAUUAUGCUUGGCACAUAGAUCUCCCUGUGGUGGGAUUUUAUUUUCUUUUGGGAGGGGGUAUAUUUUUUCCCCUCUUUUCCUUUCUCUUCUACUCUCCUUCCUUUCCCCUGAUACAAGUUGUAGAUGGAAUAGAAGAAGCCUUUGUUGCUGUAGAUGUGUGUGCAGUCUGGCAGCCUUAAGCCCACCUGGGCACUUUUAGAAAAAAACAAAAAACACCAAAAAAAAAAAAACAACAAAAAAAGCAGUGGCAUAUAUAUAUUAUAUGAUCCAGGUGGUUUUUAGUCUUUACUGAUGAGGGGGUGUUCAUGUUAGUUUCUUUUCCUCAAAAUCCUAUCUAACAUUAGGCAAAGUAGCCAACAGCCUUUUGUUUGGUUUUUAUUUUGCUAAAUUAGUGGGGAAACGGCAUUUGAGAGGAGUCUCUUCUCAAAUAACUUAGAUGAGAAUCACACUCUUCUCUUUCCCAACCACUGAAGCUAAGUGGAUAUCCCAGAAACUUGUCUUCUGAAAGAGAGGACUCUAGGCCAUCACUAAAGAUGUGUCCAGGCAUACUUUUACACCCUGUAGAAUUGUGGACUGUGGCAUUACUCUGAUCUUCUAAUGAUGUCAGAGAAUGCUGGUAGUUUAAACUUUUUAUUUUAGGACUUACUUGUACUCCGAAUUUUCAGGAGAGGUCAAAGGAGUAGCAGCAAAUUCAUAAUAUUUUGGACUUGAGAAAUGCUUGUAGUGGGUAUUUUCCAAACUGCCCCCUGUAUGUACAGUUCAGUUUAACCACGGAUUGCCUUGUUAUUACUAGGUUCUUUUUGAGAAAAAAAAAUUGAUGGUUUAAAACCAAUAAUGAUGCCUAGUGAGUACGUGUCCACAGGCUAUAACAGGGUAGAAGAAACAUGGAGCAACCUAAUGAGUAGCAAAGGGACUGUGUUGCUUUGUGAAGUGGUGUGGUAGCAGUUUUGCAGAUUCUUUGCUGGGUUUGAUAUGCUGAUCUAGAAAAGCUGUUUUUCUGCUCCUUUGUGGAAGGCAGUUAUAACCAGGCUGCAUUGACAAAGCAGGUAGAGGGUAACAUCAGAGGCUUGUGCACUGUUUUCGCCUAAAUAUUACAUACUCAAUAGUGCUCUGCUUCUAAAGCUCUGAAUACAGGCUUAGUUAGAGUAACCUUGUCCUGCUGGAAUUUGCUGUGCAGAGCCAUAAGCUUCCCAUUUUGUUAACAUCAGCUAGGCCAGUAGGAAUGGACCCAGGACCUUGUCUCACACUGAUGAUACCUCAGAUGUUGGCCGGCUAUGUGAACUGCCUAUUUCCUAUUGCCGGAGUUCUUUGAUUUUUAAUUAAACGCAAAUCUGUAGACUCUCUCCUUCCCCAUACCAGAAAACAAAACAAAAUGCUUUUGGAAAUUGUUUCUAGAAUUUUAAAAUAAAAAAUGAUGGUACUAUCCAAAUUCUUUAUUUCAGAACAUGACAAUAGAUUCCUUUUACAUAGACUCAAGAUCUAAGCAGCAUACCGCUAAGCUAAGAUAGACUGUUGACUCCAAGGGUUUUGAUCAAUAGUAUAACAAACCUUUUCCCUUUGACAUACUCUGAAUUUCGUUGUUUAGGGGGAGGGUGUGUGUGUGUGUGUGUGUGUGUGUGUGUGUGUGUGUGUGUGUGUGUGUGUGUGCAGUGUCCAGUAUCAGUGCCUGCCUGAGUUAGGAAAAUUACAUUCCUGGUUCUGUAUUGAGAAGGAUGUAUAAAGCAACAUGAAAUAUUAGCCCUUACUUUGUUUUAAAUUACAGACUAAUGUUAAUUGUUCUCAGAACUGGAUUUUUUUUCCUCAAAAUUAAAACAAUUUUUCUUUUGGAUUUAAUGAAGUAUUGCUAGCUGAAGCCAGUUUGACAUGGUGACAGAGAUGUCAGACUGAUAAAAGGUGUGCAGCCUGAUUUAAAACCAAACCCUGAACCCUUUUAAAGGACAAUAAAACAUAUUUUACACGCUC